This is a messenger RNA of Porites evermanni, 1922 nucleotides long. The record is from the annotation of a GenBank genome assembly. Lineage: Eukaryota; Metazoa; Cnidaria; Anthozoa; Scleractinia; Poritidae.
AUGCCGAUCUCUCUCAAUACAAUACCAAGAAUCUGGAAUCCACACCGUGGAAUCCAGAAUCCAAGACUGUCUUUGAAUAAAUUAUACAUGGGGCGAGAAAUAGAAGAAAAACGUCGGUACUUCUAUGAAAACGUGACUUGCCGUGGUACUGAGAAAGACGCCGGACGCGGCACAGAAGUCAUGGAGAUCGAAGAUUUCUCAUCCUUCGCUAUCUUUGUGACUGUGCUUCUUUCAUUAGUGACUAUCAUCGCAGUACCUGGUAAUGGGCUCGUUCUUGGUAUCAUUGUGCGGUUUAAAAAGCUUCGAACCUUUCCGAACAUUCUGAUUGGCAAUCUGGCGUUGAUCGAUUUUUUCAACGCACUCAUGAACGUACCUAUGUACAUACUUUGGCUUGUUGUGGAUGUCAAAUGGUUUACUGGAAAGACUUUGGCGAUAAUGUCGCUUUUUCUAUGCCACCUUUUCAUCCUCCUUAACAUCGUCUCCACGCUGGUUCUGCUCGGAAAUGCGUUUUUGGCGAUAGAACUUGACCUGAAAUAUUUCACCUGGAAGACGACGGAAAAAGCAAUGACAAUAGUCACGGUUGUUUGGGUGGUCUGUCUAUUCGGCACUGGUUUGUUGACGUGGUUACAUUGGGAUAUGGAUCUUCAAGAUGCUCCUCUUUCCAAAUAUCGCAUUGCCUUCUCACUUAAAUCCCAAGGAUGCUUGACAGCAAUCAUGGCAUCAUUCAUAGUCACUUCAAUCGUAUUUGGAGUCCUGACUUUCCAGUCAAUUCAAAGGAAGAAACGGCAAGUAAGAUUUAAGCCUUUUUUUGUUGAAGAAUUCUUAUAUAGCCUUUAUUUUGCACAUUGGAACUAUUUCAGGUUCAUCGUUAUUUUCACUGGUAAACUACCCGUAGAAAAUGUUUGCAAUGAUGCUCUGAAUGAUCACUAUUUAUCUCCAAAAAUAAAAAAAACUAUCAACUUUAGUUAUAAGCAAACGAAACUAUACAGACCCAAUACGAUGGUCGUUCGAAAAUGAUCACUGAUGUUCAGAGAAAAGAUUUUAGGGGGCCGUGGGGGAAGGAGGGCAGUCUAAACAUCAGUGCAGUCCCCAAGAAAUCAACUCCAGGGAAAUUUGCCUGCAUUCGACAUUUUCAGCGAAUUGGAAUAAACGCGAAAAAGUUUCAAAAACGUCAAUUCCUUUUAAAUGUGACGUUUUCGCUGCCGUCGCCGUCGUCGAUGCUAAAACUCCCUUUUGUGUUCUGGGGAGGCUGGGGAGGAGGAAAAUAGAGAGUUUUUUGAUUAUUGCUAUUCAGUUUUAUUAUACCCACCGGAAGCCGCUUUGCGGAGGAGAGAGAGAAGCCAAAGUACAUUAGCUGAACCUCACCUGACAGACCAGACCACUUUUUAGGGUGAUGUUAGCACUGGACAUGCGAAAAAUUACUAUGGUUUGUCCUUUUUAUUUAGAGAAAGAAGUUGAAUCUACCUCGACUCCAAGCUGAUACCAGACUUCAACAGGAUAUUCAGGCAACCAAAACUAUCGCCAUUACUGUACUCGCAUUCCUGGCGUGCUAUAUUCCGUCCGUUUGCAUUGGAGCCUGGGUUCAUCCCGAAGCCGAUGCCACCGUUAUGCCUUGGCCUGGUCACGUGGCCUACCUAAGCAUGUUCCUAUCCAGCGGGAUCAACCCUAUCAUCUAUUGCUACCGAGUCAGAAGAUUUCGCCGCGCAUUGAAACAGCUUCUUAACGAUCCCUGCGGAAAAACAGCUUUCCAAGAGGAGGACCAAGAUCAACGAUUCAAAGAAAAUAAGCUGCAUCACAGUUCAAGAGGAAAAAAAAUCGUGGAUAAAUUUGACGAGGACAGUCUCCUGCAGUUUCGAAAUUCAAGCCGCUACACGAGAAGAAUGGCUCUUACAUUUCAAGUGCUCGAGACGAAGGAAAGCAGU